This is a messenger RNA of Rosa chinensis, 1852 nucleotides long. Its product is annotated as 26S proteasome non-ATPase regulatory subunit 12 homolog A. The record is from RefSeq and is a predicted model, not a curated record. The coding region runs from base 226 to 1554 and encodes 442 amino acids. Gene Ontology annotation, cellular component: proteasome regulatory particle, lid subcomplex; nuclear proteasome complex; cytoplasm. The transcript has 12 exons. NCBI's taxonomy places the organism in Eukaryota, Viridiplantae, Streptophyta, Magnoliopsida, Rosales, Rosaceae.
GAGGUUGUUUUGGUUUAAAAACCAAAACCACCGGCUCUCCCGUCAGAACACAACGGUGCUCAACAACGAAAAAAAAACAGGACCGAGGCAGCAGAACGAUAGCUACAAAACCCAGAUUCAAACCAACAUAGAAAUUCGCUCAAGUAUUUGCUUUACGGAACUAGAGGUAAGAGCUUCUCCUGGAAGGCGUCUGCGAAGGUUUCGUUCACCGCUUGAUCUCGAACAAUGGAAGGAGGAAGUGACUUAGAUGCCCAAAUAGAGAAAUUGCUGAAUGUGGAGAAACAAAUGAGACUCUCUGGUGAUGUGGCGGGAACCAGGAAGGCUGUCACUGACAUUCUUGAGCUUUGCUUUAAAGCAGGUGCUUGGAAGACCCUCAAUGACCAGAUUCUGGUCUUGUCCAAACGCCGUGGUCAGCUCAAGCAGGCCGUAACUGCAUUGGUCCAGCAAGCAAUGCAAUAUAUUGAUCAGACACCUGAUCUUGAAACUCGUAUAGAGCUGAUUAAAACACUAAAUAAUGUUUCUGCUGGGAAGAUAUAUGUUGAAAUUGAGAGAGCACGGUUAAUCAAAAGACUUGCAAAGAUCAAGGAAGAGCAAGGGCUUAUUGCUGAAGCUGCUGAUUUGAUGCAAGAAACUGCGGUGGAAACAUUUGGUGCUAUGGCAAAAACUGAGAAGAUUGCAUUCAUUCUUGAACAAGUUCGUUUGUGUGAAGACCGUCAGGAUUAUGUUCGUGCUCAAAUACUGUCGAGGAAGAUUAGUCCAAGGGUGUUUGAUGUUGAUACUUCAAAAGAAAAGAAAAAACCCAAGGAAGGUGAUAAUGUUGUUGAAGAAGCUCCUGCUGAUGUACCAUCGCUCUUGGAGUUGAAGCGGAUCUACUAUGAAUUAAUGAUACGGUAUUAUUCUCAUAACAAUGAUUACCUUGAGAUUUGCCGUUGCUAUAAGGCGAUAUACGAGAUCCCUUCUGUUAAAGAGGAUCCAGCUCAGUGGAUACCGAUAUUGAGGAAAAUCUGUUGGUACUUGGUUCUGUCACCAUACGAUCCAAUGCAGUCAAGCCUUCUUAAUUCCACCCUGGAGGAUAAGAAUCUUUCAGAGAUUCCAAAUUUUAGGUUACUUUUGAAACAAGUGGUAACCAUGGAGGUCAUACAAUGGACCACACUCUGGAAUAAGUUCAAGGAUGAGUUUGAGAAUGAGAAGAACAUGCUUGGAGGUUCUUUGGGUGACAAAGCAGCUGAAGAUCUAAAGCAGAGGAUAAUUGAACAUAACAUUCUAGUUGUUUCAAAGUAUUACUCGAGGGUUACUUUGAAGAGACUUGCAGAGCUGCUCUGUCUAAGUAUCCAGGAAGCUGAGAAGCAUCUUUCAGAAAUGGUUGUGUCCAAGGCGCUGGUGGCCAAGAUUGACAGGCCAAUAGGCAUAAUUUGUUUCCGAACUGCGAAAGAUAGUAACAACGUUCUUAAUUCGUGGGCUACAAACUUGGAGAAGCUGCUUGAUCUUGUUGAGAAGAGCUGCCACCAAAUACACAAAGAAACAAUGGUUCACAAGACAGCUCUGAAGGUGUGAGAAGGCUUAUGUCGCACGUCUUCAGUCUUUUCGUGACCAAUGAUGCUCUUAAACCAUUGUCGCGGUUUCUAUUCCAUGGACUAAAGAGUUAUCGGAUUCUAGUAAUCAAUAUUUGGAAGACUGGGCUUUUCUUCUAUUAGGGAAGAGGGUUGGUAAAGUAUGUGUAUCAAGUUGUUUGUUUUAUUAGAACUAAAUUCUUUGUUGUAUACUCGCACAUACCUUUGGUGUGCCAGCAGGCAACAACUGCAAGAAAUCGUUUUUUCUUUUCUCGUAAAAUUGAUUUGUUUAUUGGUUAUAU